AUGUUGCUUUCCAAGCAGAAGAAGAAUCAAGUCGGGAAGGGUAACCGUUUUCUCAUCAGCAUUACGGUGCUUGGGAGCGCUGGCCCGAUCCGGUUUGUGGUGAACGAGGAGGAGCUUGUUGCUGCUGUAAUUGAUACAGCCUUGAAAUCGUAUGCCCGCGAGGGGAGGCUGCCUGUUCUGGGGUCGGAUCUCAAUAAUUUCGUGCUCUAUUGUCCUCUUGCCGGGAUUGACGGUCUCAGUCCCUGGGAGACAAUUGGAUCGCCUGGUGUUCGGAAUUUCAUGCUGUGCAAGAAACCACAAACUGAGAAGGUUAUAGAUAAUGAGAAGUCAGUGACAAUGGCUCGGAAGGGAACAGGAAGUUGGAAGGCUUGGUUCAAUAAAUCUCGCAAUCUUAAGGUUUCUUCUCAUUGA
Messenger RNA from Fraxinus pennsylvanica, 411 nucleotides. NCBI's taxonomy places the organism in Eukaryota, Viridiplantae, Streptophyta, Magnoliopsida, Lamiales, Oleaceae. The record is from the annotation of a GenBank genome assembly.